GGAGAGACUUGCAGGCUGAGAGGAGGGAGACUUGGGGACCAUGGAGACCCAGAAGGACAGCCCCUCCCUGGGGCGGUGGUCACUGUUGCUACUGCUGCUGGGCCUGGUGAUCACUCCGGCUGCCUCCCGGGCCCUUAGCUACAGGGAGGCUGUGCUCCGUGCUGUGAAUGGCUUCAACCAGCGGUCCUCGGAGGAGAAUCUCUACCGUCUCCUGCAGCUGAACUCACAGCCCAAGGGAGAUGAGGAUCCAAACAUCCCAAAGCCUGUGAGCUUCACAGUGAAGGAGACUGUGUGUCCCAAGACGACACAGCAGCCUCUGGAGCAGUGUGGUUUCAAGGACAAUGGGCUGGUGAAACAGUGUGAAGGGACAGUCAUCCUGGACGAGGACACGGGCUACUUUGACCUCAACUGUGAUUCAAUCCUGCAAGUCAAGAAAAUUGACCGGCUGAAAGAGCUCAUCACGACAGGGGGGCAGAAGAUUGGCGAAAAGAUUAGGAGAAUUGGCCAGAGAAUCAAGGAUUUUUUUAAGAAUCUUCAGCCCAGGGAGGAGAAGUCCUAAGGGCCUGCUUUGCCCUGGCUUAGGCUUCUGGACCCUGAAAAAUAAAUUUUUGUGAAAGCAA
Messenger RNA from Canis lupus familiaris (dog), 620 nucleotides. It is a transcript of the gene CAMP, whose product is annotated as cathelicidin antimicrobial peptide. Lineage: Eukaryota; Metazoa; Chordata; Mammalia; Carnivora; Canidae. Bases 41 to 559 code for a protein of 172 amino acids. Gene Ontology annotation, cellular component: extracellular region. The record is from RefSeq and is marked provisional. Gene Ontology annotation, molecular function: lipopolysaccharide binding. The transcript has 4 exons. Gene Ontology annotation, biological process: antimicrobial humoral immune response mediated by antimicrobial peptide; innate immune response; defense response to Gram-negative bacterium.